Molecule: messenger RNA, 3944 nt
Organism: Bombus huntii
Lineage: Eukaryota; Metazoa; Arthropoda; Insecta; Hymenoptera; Apidae
Product: cytosolic carboxypeptidase 2-like
Exons: 11
Coding region: 781-3690 (969 amino acids)
Biological process (GO): proteolysis
Molecular function (GO): metallocarboxypeptidase activity; zinc ion binding
Source: RefSeq, a predicted model, not a curated record
GGGAAACGGAGUUAUCACUGUUCUCCAUGCCUUUUGGAACCAGAGAUGAUCAAUCGCAAGAAACUCUUCGGAGCAUAUUGGAUACUCAUUGCAUGAUAGACGGAAUCACCCAGGAGACUGCUAGAUGGCCCACAGAGUGUCAAGUAUACAAUAUAAUAUGAAACAAAUAUACAGGGUGUCUCUACGAAGUUCAUUUUGAUUUUAUUUCGUUUUAAUGAAUCAAUCUUUAUAUCAGUUCACCAGAUAUAUUAAUUCUUGUUUGACAUAUCUUUUUUAAAGUCGUACACACAUAAAAAUCAACUAGCGUGAAAUGGAAGAUGUUAUAUUAGGGGCCGAAGUAUUCUCUUUGUAUUUCUUAUUUUUAUUAUAACAUUGUAAUGAAGCUUUAAAUACUCCGUGAUUAUUUAAUCUUUUUUCCUUGAUUAUAGGCAUAUAAUGUAUUGUAAAAAUCUGAAAUAUCCUAUAUAUGAAAUAUAGGAAAGACAAAGAAAAUUCGAACAAAAUGAUCAAGCAAUUAAUACUUUAGGUACUUCCGGAAAGAGUUAGGCAUAUAGAAUACUCUCCAGCCGUUCCAGAACCGUUCUACGUGCCAAGCGGGAAGGAACCAAGGCCAAAACCAUUGGGCGAUGAAUUUGGAACUGUGAUAUUUCGAUAUCAUCCAAGCAAUGUCACCAGUUACGUGAAUCUUGUGUGGGUGGAAGCACGAUCACACCGUUACCAACAGAAUUUUCAGCCGAUUCAAAUGGAAACGAAUCGAAGAACGUCGAGACUAAUAGCAAUAUGUUCUUAUUGACCAAAGUGUCUGACCUAAUGGAAACUGACACCGAUUUACAUUUUGAAUCUCGUUUCGAAUCUGGCAACCUUUGCAAAGUUGUGAAGAUCACUGACACGUAUUAUCAAUUGUAUCUUAGAAAAGAUCUUUAUACUCAAAGACAUACCCAAUGGUAUUACUUCAGGAUAUCAAAUACGAGGAGCAGAACGAAUUACAGAUUGUCCAUUGUGAACCUUUGCAAAGAGGAAAGUCUAUACAAUGAAGGUCUUCGGCCACUCUUGUACUCGACCGAAGACGCAAAGAAGCGUGCCGUUGGUUGGAGGAGAUGCGGAGAGAAUAUCGCUUAUUACAAGAAUGAUUCAUCGUACGUUAUCAUAAUUUCAAUAUCCUCGAGUGUUCUCGUAAUUUUUAUUAGAUGUAUCUUUCUUCCCAGAAGCAACGAAGAAAAAGAAAGGCACACACUGACAUUCAACGUCUCCUUUCCUCAUGACAGGGACACUGUUUAUUUGGCACAUUGUUAUCCAUACACCUAUACCGACCUACAGGAAUAUCUUGCCAAACUAGCGGCAGAUCCUAUAAAAUCUAGAUAUGCGAAAUUACGACUAUUGUGUCGUACACUUGCCGGAAAUGGAGUCUAUUACUUGACUAUCACUGCGCCUACUUACGACGAUGUGGUACGAAGAAAAAGAGGCAUAGUUAUCACGGCACGAGUUCACCCUGGAGAAACUCCAUCUAGUUGGACGAUGAAAGGAAUUAUUGAUUUUUUAACCGGAGAAUCGAAUCAAGCCAGAGUAUAUGCUCGACAUAAUCUUGAUCUUAAUUUAGUUUUUUCUUUUUCUUCCUUUUUUUUUUUUUUUUUUUUUAUUUUAAGAUGUAACAAGACUUUAACAACGCAGGUACUACGAGAAAGAUUCGUAUUCAAGCUGAUUCCUAUGCUAAAUCCGGAUGGCGUUAUUGUUGGCAACAAUCGUUGCUCGUUAUCGGGGAAAGAUUUGAAUAGACAAUAUAGAACUGUAAUGAGAGAAAGUUACCCUUCAGUCUGGCAUACAAAGUUAAUGAUUCGACGAUUACUGGAAGAAUGCGGAGUGGCCAUUUAUUGUGAUUUACACGCUCACUCCAGAAAACAUAAUAUAUUUGUUUAUGGCUGCGAGAGUAAAAGAACCGCUUCACAGGCGAGACUCUCCGAACAAGUGUUUCCUCUGAUGUUACACAAGAACGCAGCUGACAAAUUCUCUUUUGAAAACUGCAAAUUUCACGUGGAGAAAGGUAAAGAAGGUACGGGAAGAGUCGUAGUAUGGUCUAUGGGAGUGCAGAAUAGUUACACAAUGGAAGCGUCAAUGGGAGGGACGAAAAUAGGCUCUAGAUCAGGCACGCAUUUUUCUACUCAGGAUUACGAGCAAAUUGGAAAAGUAUUCUGUGAAACUCUAUUGGAUUUCUUUGAUCCAGAUCCCAUCAAGGAAAAGCUACGGAACAAAAUAAUUACUAGGUUAAUGAAGGGUGGCUCCAAUGCCGAAGAACCGACGAAUAUCGAUUUAACCGACUACUCCAGCGACGAAGGCGACACGUCUGAUAGUUCAAUCUCAGAGGAACAAGAAAUACAAUUUCCAGAAGGUACAUGGACCUAUACUUUGAAGGAACCACUUGUUUCUCCGCAAUAUUUAUGCGCACCACCACCUACGCCAACAUUUAUUCCUCCUCGGAGUUUAGAACUAGCAAAAGGAAAAAGCAAAAAGGGAAUCACCGUUAACAGAAGCUACCUUCGACGCAAACGAAUGCUGACUAGAAGAGCAGUAAUGGAUUUACCAACUCUGGACCCUGGCAGCGAUUUGUGUGACUAUAUUGAUUCAGCAGAUGAAGGACUGACGAGGCCAGAACGUUUCUCAGCAAGAAUUCGCGACAAUUGCAAAGAAGAAACUAAUCAAUUCGUGGAUAAAGAAACAAAGGAAAUCUCCAGUGAUAGAUUAAUCUUACCGGAAAUAGCGAGACCUCGUAGCAUGUCCUUAGCUGAGAAUAUCAAUGUCGAUAAGGAAGAACCGAAGGCGAACAGACGAUCCCAUUGUCUUCGCUUGGUUAGGACAUUAAGACAUCGUUCGCCUGUUUCGUUAAGAAGUCAAGAUAUACAAAUUAAGCUCAGUUCACUGCGGCAACAAAUAUGGAUGGGAGUUCCACUGAACGUCGCAGAAAAUAUCGAUAAAAGAGUCAACUAUCAUCAUCCUAUUCCAAAGGGACCAUUAAGCUGGGGAAUAUCCAAUAUGGCGUUAACCAAAAAUAAAAUGAAUAAUAAAAUAUUACUGAAAGGCAGCAAAAAAUUGCAAUUUGUCGAAUAUAUUGAUACGGAAGACAACAUGAAAGAAAUACAAAAUAAAUAUAAACGUGAAGAUACGAUGCGUUCAAAAGACAGUAGUUUGAGAGUGGAAUCGCAGCGGCAAGAUGCUGAGCAGAAGCCAAGGAAAAAGAAGUCUCCUCUGAAGUGGCAGAAGAUAGUUAAUCUAAAUUCUAGAGUAGAAGAAAUGUGCCACCGCAAAACAUCCUUUUUAACAAUUAAAGCAGACUCUUUAAAACUAGUCACGCUUGAAGUACCUUCAAAGAUUCAAACGCGACAGCACAAAAUUGAAUCUCGAAGGAAGCACCGGAAAAGUUGCGCCACCUGCACUGUUUCUAACGGUGGAAAAAUAUCGAGUGUUACGAAAUCUCAAUUGCAUUUGCAAUCGCAUUCACGAUCCCACAUACAAUUGCAACCCCUAAUCGUUCCUUUGUGCGACAGUUUUUCGUCGGAAAACGACUCCAUCGAUUCUCGUACUCAAAGAGCCUCAAAGAAGAAAUAUAAGAAGAAGAAACAAUUGAAGAAAAUGAAGUCGACUCCUGCAACGGGAAAGAAAAAGCGUGUCACUAGCGCGAACGUAUUACGCAAUCCUUGAAAGAUUUCGUACAUAAACAAGAAUGUUCCGUUGAAUAGCAUUUUUUCGGUCCCUCCAAUGCAGGCUCUUUUUCGUGUUUUUUAAAUAUACUCCUGUUAAAGAUUCAUUACACUCAUUAAUGAGAAUAAUUUUGUGCGAGUGAUUUUUAUAUUGUACUUUUUAACGUGAUUGUACGAUAAUUCGUCGUUCAAUUAAGGCUUACAACAUUGUUACGUAACAAAUUUUGCCAAGACUUAAAGUAUGAGAUAAUUGAC